AUGGCAAGUCCAGCCUGCUGUCAACGCCCUCCUGUCACGGUCGAGUACAAGACCCAGGGCCGCUGGGAUGAAUUUGCAGGACUGAAGACAUACAUUGUUGGUCCCGAGAACGCCACCAAGGCCGUCAUUGACAUCUAUGACGUCUUUGGCAUGUGGCCCCAGACCCUGCAGGGCGCUGACCUCAUCUCGGCCCUGACGGGCGCCCUGGUCAUCGUGCCAGACUUCUUCGAGGGCUCGGCCGCUGGAAUCGAUUGGAUCCCGGCCGACACUCCGGAGAAGCAGAAGCUGGUCGGCGAGUUCAUCCAGACCAAGGCUAGCUUUGACAAGAACGUGCCCGCCCUGAUGCGCGUCCGCAAGGCUCUUUCUGGCCGGUACCCUGCCGUGGACGACCACAUCGGCGUCUUUGGCCUGUGCUGGGGUGGCAAGGUCGGCGUCCUGGCAUCGGGUGCCGACAACGAGGGUCCAGGCCGGCGCUUCAACGUCUGCGGAACGGCACAUCCUGGACGUCUUGAUAUCAAGGAUGGCGAGUCUCUCACCGCUCCAUACAUCUUGCUGGCGUCCAAGGACGAGCCGGCCGAGGUCGUCGAGGAGUACAGGACCCUGCUAUCACAGCCUGGAAAGAUCGGCGAGGUCGAGACGUAUCCCGAUAUGCACCAUGGCUGGAUGGGUGCAAGGGCUGAUUUGGCAAACGCCAGCAACGUGAAGGAGUACACGCGUGGUUAUGAGCAGAUUGCAGCCUUUUUUAAGAAGCAUCUCUAA
Messenger RNA from Grosmannia clavigera kw1407, 759 nucleotides. RefSeq names its product dienelactone hydrolase family protein. Gene Ontology annotation, molecular function: hydrolase activity. The record is from RefSeq and is a predicted model, not a curated record. The transcript has 3 exons. NCBI's taxonomy places the organism in Eukaryota, Fungi, Ascomycota, Sordariomycetes, Ophiostomatales, Ophiostomataceae. Bases 1 to 759 code for a protein of 252 amino acids.